This is a messenger RNA of Medicago truncatula (barrel medic), 4646 nucleotides long. Its product is annotated as regulator of nonsense transcripts UPF2. Gene Ontology annotation, molecular function: RNA binding; protein binding. The coding region runs from base 221 to 3820 and encodes 1199 amino acids. NCBI's taxonomy places the organism in Eukaryota, Viridiplantae, Streptophyta, Magnoliopsida, Fabales, Fabaceae. Gene Ontology annotation, biological process: nuclear-transcribed mRNA catabolic process, nonsense-mediated decay. The transcript has 18 exons. The record is from RefSeq and is a predicted model, not a curated record. Gene Ontology annotation, cellular component: cytoplasm; exon-exon junction complex.
AUAGUGAAAAUAUAAAUAAAAUGAUAAAUUAAUGAAGUAGUGAUUUCUUCUUAUACCGAGUCUCAUAGCAAUAGUGAUACGAACGAACAACCCUUCAAAAUUUCUUCCCAAAUUCAACAAAUCAACACAACUAUAAUCAUAAUCUUCUUUCUCAAAUUCUCUUCAUUCCCAACGAUUUCGAUUCUACUACUCAGCUUCACUUUGUGGGUAGUUUUUGUGAAUGGAAGAUAAGGGUAUGGAUCAAAAUGAAGAUGAAUGUCGCAAUGAAGGUGAAACUAACAACAAACAAGAUGAUGAGGAAGCUGUUGCUCACCUCGAAGAAAUCAAGAAAUCGAUCGAGGCAAAAAUGGCUUUACGUCAAACCAAUUUGAAUCCCGAGAGGCCUGACACAGGAUUUUUUAGGACCUUGGAUUCCAGCAUUAAACGCAACACUGCAGUUAUUAAGAAACUGAAGCAGAUUAAUGAAGAGCAGCGUGAAUCACUGAUGGACGACUUGCGAAGUGUCAACUUAAGCAAAUUUGUUAGUGAAGCAGUGGCAGCUAUAUGUGAGGCAAAACUUAGGAGUUCUGAUAUACAAGCAGCAGUUCAGAUAUGCUCUUUGCUUCAUCAAAGGUACAAGGAUUUUGUGCCAACUCUGAUUCAAGGACUUCUCAAAGUCUUCUCUCCUGGAAAAUCUGGUGAUGAAACAGAUUCAGACAAAAACUUAAAGGCAAUGAAGAAGCGCAGCUCUCUGAAACUUCUAUUGGAACUUUUUUUUGUUGGGGUUAUUGAAGAUGGUGGUAUUUUUAUCAGUAUCAUAAAAGAUCUUACCAGUGUGGAACAGCUGAAAGACCGGGAAGCUACGCAAACAAGUUUGACCCUUCUUUCUAGCUUUGCUCGGCAAGGAAGAAUUUUUCUAGGACUUUCUGUUACUGGGCCAGAAAUUCAUGAAGAGUUUAUGAAAGGCCUCAACAUCACGGCAGAUCAAAAGAAAGUUAUCAGGAAAGCAUGUUAUUCGUUUUAUGAUACUGCAGCAGAACUACUUCAGUCUGAGCAUUCUUCACUUCGAUUAAUGGAGCAUGAAAAUUCUAAGAUUUUGAAUGCAAAAGGAGAGCUAAGCGAAGAAAAUCUCUCUUCAUAUGAAAAACUUCGUAAAUCCUAUGACCAUUUGUACCGUAAUGUCUCAUCAUUAGCUGAAGCACUUGAUAUGCAGCCUCCUGUAAUGCCAGAGGAUGGCCACACAACAAGGGUUACUAGUGGUGAGGAAGCUGUUUCUUCUGCUGCUGGGAAAGAUUCUUCUGUUGUUGAACCUAUAUGGGACGAUGAAGACACCAGAGCUUUUUAUGAAUGUUUACCUGAUCUUAGAGCUUUUGUUCCUGCUGUGCUUUUGGGAGAAACGGAGCCAAAAGUUAAUGAGCAAUCUGUGAAGGGUCAAGACCAAUCAACCGAAAUAUUACCUGAAUCAGACAAAAGUCAACUGGUCACCCUUGAUAGUGGAGAGGUCUCCACAGAAUCUAGCGUUUUACCUGAGGGAGAAAGCUCAGAGAUAGUGAAUGAUAAAGAAGAAAAAGAAAAGUCUAAAGAGUUGGACAGAGACAAGGAAAAAGAAAAAGAAAAAGAAGGUGAAAAAAAGGGGGAACAUGAAAAAGAAAAACUCAGAAGUCUUGAAGGAACAAAUUUGGAUGCUCUAUUGCAGAGGCUUCCGGGUUGUGUGAGCCGGGACCUUAUAGAUCAAUUAACAGUAGAGUUCUGUUAUCUAAAUUCAAAAUCAAAUCGGAAAAAGCUUGUGAGGGCUUUGUUCAGUGUACCAAGGACUUCUCUAGAACUGCUAGCGUAUUACUCACGCAUGGUUGCCACACUCUCAACUUGUAUGAAGGAUGUCUCCUCCCUUCUAUUGCAGAUGUUGGAGGAGGAAUUCAACUUCUUAAUAAAUAAAAAGGACCAGAUGAAUAUUGAGACAAAGAUCAGGAAUAUCAGGUUUAUUGGAGAACUUUGCAAGUUCAAAAUUGCCCCUGCUGGCCUGGUCUUCAGUUGUUUGAAGGCCUGUUUAGAUGAUUUUAGUCAUCACAACAUUGAUGUAGCUUGCAACCUUCUUGAAACAUGUGGCCGUUUUCUGUAUCGGUCUCCAGAAACUAGUAUACGUAUGGGUAACAUGUUGGAGAUACUGAUGCGCUUGAAAAAUGUUAAAAACUUGGAUCCUAGACAUAGCACUUUGGUGGAGAAUGCAUACUACCUUUGCAAGCCACCUGAAAGAUCUGCACGAGUAGCUAAAGUCCGUCCUCCGUUGCAUCAGUAUAUCAGAAAGUUACUUUUCUCUGAUCUUGACAAGACGACCAUUGAGCAUGUGCUGAGGCAACUUCGUAAAUUACCAUGGAGUGAUUGUGAACUGUAUCUUUUAAAAUGCUUCAUGAAGGUUCACAAAGGAAAGUAUGGUCAGAUCCACCUGGUUGCAUCUCUUGCUGCUGGGUUAAGUCGCUAUCAUGAUGAGUUUGCUGUAGCUAUAGUUGAUGAGGUUUUGGAGGAGAUUAGAAUUGGGUUGGAACUAAAUGACUAUGGGAUGCAACAAAGACGCGUUGCCAACAUGCGAUUUUUAGGAGAGCUUUACAACUACAAGCAUGCUGACUCAUCUGUUAUUUUUGAGACAUUGUAUCUCAUUAUUGUCUUUGGCCAUGGAACACCUGAGCAAGAUGUACUCGAUCCACCUGAAGAUUUUUUCCGUAUAAGGUUGAUCAUUACUCUACUUGAAACUUGUGGCCAUUACUUUGAUCACGGCUCUUCUAAGAAAAAGCUUGAUCGGUUCCUGAUGCACUUCCAACGGUAUAUUUUAAGCAAAGGUGCACUGCCUCUGGAUGUUGAAUUUGACUUGCAGGAUCUGUUUGCGGACUUGCGUCCCAGUAUGGUUCGUUACACUUCUGUUGAUGAGGUGAAUGCAGCUCUAGUGGAACUUGAGGAGCACGACCGAAUAGUUUCUACUGAUAAGGCUAGUAGUGAAAAACAUUCUCACACUGAUAAGCCCUUAAGUAGGAGCACUUCCACCACGAUGGUCAGCAAUGGACAAAACAAUGAUAACGGCAUUGAGGAAAAUGGAGUGCAAGACAAUGUCAACGAAGGUGAGCAUGAUUCAGGGAGUGACGUAAUCGAUGCAGAAGGACAUGAUGAUGAAGAGUUGGAUGAGGAGAAUCAUGAUGAUGGGGGUGAGACUGAGGAUGACGAUGAGGAUGAGGACGGACCUGCUUCUGAUGAUGAAGAUGAAGUCCAUGUGAGACAGAAGGUGACAGAAGUCGACCCAUUAGAAGAAGCUGAUUUUGAUCAGGAGCUCAAGGCUGUCGUACAGGAAAGUAUGGAACAGCGACGACUGGAGCUACGGGGCCGUCCUACAUUGAACAUGAUGAUUCCAAUGAAUGUAUUUGAAGGAUCAGCCAAGGAUCAUCAUGGGAGAGGAACUGGUGGGGAAAGUGGUGAUGAAGCCUUAGACGAGGAUACUGGCGUAAGCAAGGAGGUUCAGGUGAAAGUUCUGGUGAAGCGUGGUAAUAAACAACAAACGAAGCAGAUGUACAUCCCCAGUGAUUCCUCACUGGUGCAGAGUACGAAACAGAAAGAAGCGGCUGAGCUUCAGGAGAAAGAAGACAUUAAGAGGCUUAUCUUGGAGUAUAAUGAUAGAGAAGAGGAAGAGCUUAAUGGAUUGGGGGCCCAACCUUCGAACUGGAUGCAAAGUGGAGGUAACAGGGUUGGUGGUCGUGGCAACUCUUUUGAAGGAACCAGUGGCAGGGGUGGUGGAUCACGGCAUCGGCAUCAUCACUACUAUACUGGCGGUGGGAUCUACUAUAGCAGAAGAAGGUGAAUGAUACUUGAGUGAAUGUGGAAGGCAGAUAUUUUAUGCCAUCUGCUUCCCUCCAGCAUGAUAGACAUUGAAAACAAAGUUCCUCAGAUAUUCAUGAUUAGUAAUGGCCUGGCCUCCUCUUGUGCUGCUCUCAUAUUCUAUUCUUCAAACACUUACUGGCAAGGACAAGUCCCUUAUCUUGUUGGUAAGUGGCGGUUUCAAGCAUGGUGGGUUGGUGAUGCAGGGUUUGUAGAGUGUUGUGCACACUAUCUUGGAUUCUUGACCAAGUUGACACGCAGGAUUGUAACAGGUGGAGUCCAGUAAUUAUAUCCUGGCCUCUAAACCAACCUCUUGUAUAGCUAGCUCUAUGUGGAGACAAAAUCACUAAGCAUGGUUUUGGUGGUUUUUACUUUUUCAAGUCGGCGAUGUCGGCUUGUAUCUUUUGAGGAAGAAUGAGUAGGCAAAAUUGUCUUGAAACCUUGUGAACGGGCCGAAAACUGUCAAACAUCAAAUUAAAGAAUCAACCUCUCAUGUCUUAGUCAUGGUUACUGAAUGUCUCCCAUGUAUGUUAUAAUUAUUAUCUGCAUAACAUUAUAGUUCAAAGAGUAAUUAUUGAUAGACUGGAGUAUGGAUCUAUUUGAUCCCAUACCCGUUGAAAGGGGUCUAGGUAUAGAUUGUACUGUAUUUAAAAACGUGGAUUUUCUCUUGUAGAAACUCUAGAUAAUGGUUUGAUCCCUCAAGAAUUAACUUAUUUGAGCGUGAAGUGUGAUGUUAAUAUGGUUACUUAACUGAUUUGAGUUUCUGCUGAUAUUUAUAUUUAUGUCAUCAUUCUUUUUUGGAAUGAGUA